AUGCAGCUCACUCUUAGCUCUACUCUUCUCCUCGCCAGCGUGGCCUCGGCCCAGAUGACCUCGUCGGCCUCGCUCUCUUCCUCAGCGCUGGCGACCUCUACCCCCGUUACUUCCAGCGUCGCCAUUCCCUCUAUUUCUAUUUCUCCUAGCUCGGUCCCAUGGAGUCGUCUGUCCGCAAAUCCCACCUCGUCCUACGCUUCCGUCUCGGCAGCUGCUUCUUCCGACGCUGCUAGUGCCGUAAACCCCGACGACUACGACUGCGUCUACCACGGCUGGGGCUGUGACUGGAUCAAAUCCGAGUACGGCUACGGCAACGACUACUGCGGACGUUCUCCCUUCAAAGCCGGUCAGCAGCUGUCUGACGGUAGCCAGAUCGUCGCCGUCUCUUCGGAUGGCUCCGGUGACUGCUCGUCCAAGGCUGGCAGUACGUGCUGCAAGGUCCUGGCUGACUCGCCGUGCAAGCGCGGCGAGAAGUACCUCGAGUGCAAGAAACCUUAG
Messenger RNA from Penicillium canariense, 498 nucleotides. RefSeq lists its product as uncharacterized. The record is from RefSeq and is a predicted model, not a curated record. The transcript has a single exon. NCBI's taxonomy places the organism in Eukaryota, Fungi, Ascomycota, Eurotiomycetes, Eurotiales, Aspergillaceae. The coding region runs from base 1 to 498 and encodes 165 amino acids.